Mugil cephalus (flathead mullet) is the source of this 2908-nucleotide messenger RNA. RefSeq names its product paired box 4 (gene pax4). The record is from RefSeq and is a predicted model, not a curated record. Gene Ontology annotation, molecular function: DNA-binding transcription factor activity, RNA polymerase II-specific; RNA polymerase II cis-regulatory region sequence-specific DNA binding. The coding region runs from base 357 to 1613 and encodes 418 amino acids. Gene Ontology annotation, biological process: anatomical structure development; regulation of transcription by RNA polymerase II. The transcript is spliced from 10 exons. Lineage: Eukaryota; Metazoa; Chordata; Actinopteri; Mugiliformes; Mugilidae.
CACUCAAAUUAAAGCUGUAAAUAUCCCUGUAGAACUUAAACAGGUUUUGGUAAGCGCAGACAUCUGCAGCCCAUUUCAAGUCUAUGAUGCCCACGUCCACUUCCAAGCGAUAUUGACAUUUCAGGCUACAGGGCCACCACGUCAUGUGGAGGUUUGCAGGCCUAUAAAUUUGUGCGUGAAGGGAGUGAUUCCUCUCACUGCUUCUCACCGGACGCGCGCGGAGUUACCUGGACAGUUCAAAUUUCCACACAUUUUUCCACUUUUUCCUGCGGAACGAUAGUUUUUCGAUUUUUGUUUUGCUUCAUUUUUCGUGUUUCCGUUUACGGUUUUACCAUCAAGGCCAGGCGCGAGCGGACAUGUGCGGAACGAACGUCGAUGCGCAAAAUAAAGGUGGUGGAAGUGUGAACCAGCUCGGAGGGAUGUUUCUUAACGGCAGACCGCUCCCAGAAUCCAAAAGACGGAAAAUGAUUGAGCUGGCCUCGGAAGGAGUCCGUCCAAGCCAGAUCUCCAGGAUACUUCGGGUCUCCAAUGGAUGCGUCAGCAAGAUUCUGAGUCGCUACCGGCGCACGGGACUCCUGGAGCCCAAGACCAUUGGAGGGAGCCGCCCUCGGCUCCUCACGCCCGGUGUUAUCUCCACAAUCAUCCAGUGCAAACGGGAAAAUCCAACAAUUUUCGCCUGGGAGAUUCGGAAACGGCUCGCAGCUGCGCGCAUAUGCAAGGUCUCCAAAGUUCCCAGCGUGUCGUCUAUAAACAGGAUUUUAAGAAAGAUCCACUUGGACCACGGACCCAUGUGCAUGGAGGUCAACUCAAAGAUCAGAGCUGAGCAGGAUUUUUACCCUCUGGUUCAAGAAGAAGUCAACGAGCGAGAGAUGUUUGAGUCAAUAUUCGGAGAUGACCAGAAAUCUAAAGGAUCCCUGCACAGAAACCGCACGUCCUUCACCUCUGAGCAGAGCAGAGCCCUCGAGCAAGAGUUCUCCAACUGCCACUACGCUGACAUGUACACGAGAGAGAAGCUGUCAGCGGAAAUCAAACUUCCCGAGGACACCAUCAAGGUCUGGUUUUCAAACAGACGGGCCAAAUGGCGGCGAGAGGUCAAGCAGAGAAGUAACACGCAGACUGCAGACCGUCAAAGGCAAAGAGAUUUCAUCCCUGAGAGUCGAACAACGGCCCACGGCUUCACAUCUCAACAGGGAACGAGAGUCCACCGUGAAAACUCCAACUAUUUAUACAACACGGUCAGCAGGAAUAUGAAAAACGGCUGCGUCUUCUCAACGGGAACAGGCGCAGGGAAUUCUGAAAGUCUUGCAUCCAUCACAAUCUCACCCUCAUUCCUCCAUCACCCGGGCGACGGCGUGACCCAAAGCGUAGACAGGACUCAGCUGAACCACCACAGAGGCAGAUUCACCCUCCCGCCGCUCCACCACCACCACCACCACCAUCACCACCACACGGGCACGGGGACAACGCUCCCUCCUUUGGCCGCUGAGGCGGUCAGAGACUGCACCUUGGCUCAGCCGUGGAACCAGCACGCGGCGGUGCCUUUCACCUGGUUUCAAGCGAAUGAGAAGUUUCUGUACGCGCAGGAUGUGACUCCGCAUUGCUUCCUGGACUGAAAGGGUGUAUCUGAAGUUAUAGAGCAGGUUUGUUAAAAAGGAAGAAAAAAAAAAAGAAAAAAGAAAAAAAAAGCAGGUCUACAUUUUGACAGGAGCUGGCAGGGACAUAUUUUGACCAGUAGAGGGAGACAAAGGACUGAAGUUGCAGUCUUAUCCCUUACGCAACUUUCUCUUUCAAUCCACAGCAGGUCCACUCAUCAUCUUCUCUUCACUCCCAUACUGGUGAAUAAUAAUGAGUAGCACACAUUCAUAUAUGGAGCAUGACUCACAAACAUCUUCGUCACAUGCAACAGUUAAAUUAAACCACUGAACGUACUUGUACGAAAGUCAAUACAGUUUUGUAAUAAAAGAAAAACCUGGUUAGAUGAAAUGGGAAUAAGAUGCUAUAUGCCAAGGUGUGACGAAGCCAAUAAACCCAGGUUGAAGGGGUGAAAAUUUUACAAAGUACACUGAGUGCUACAGUGAUAAAUUACAUUGUGUGGUCACUGACAUGGUCGUUCAGGUCUGAAGACUCUCCGACUGUAACAUAAAUCACUGCUCCAUGGAUCAUUGAGGGUUACCACGGAAUGAUAUGGAUGUUAUCUCUUUUAUAGCCUCGCUGUUUGUUAAAGUGCAGAAGGAGGCUGAGGCAACCAUCCAAGAGCCCCGUCCAGGGAAAGCCAGUGGGAGAAUCUAUAAAAGUAUAGCUUCAAAAAGCCUAAACACGACCUGAUAUCUGCUGCGCUCGGUAUCAGCUUUUAUGACUGCAACAGGGCAAAGGCACCGAGUUCCUUCGCGUCCCUUUACUGCAGUGAAGAGGCCGUGAGGCUCGGAGUUUCUCGAUAAUUGGCCAGCGGGGGGAAAGACUGGGAUCAGAAUACAAACAGCUUGGUCAGCAGAAUGGAAGUGGCCUACCGGCGAAAUGACCCCCGUUGGAAUAUAACACCGUGAAGCCAGAUAGUUAAAUGACAUCUCCACAUGACGGUGCGCCGCUAGGUUGUGAUUUCCACUUCAGAUUGCUCUCCGAAUAGAUUAUGUUACUGAAGCGGUUCUAUAAAUCGAGGCCAAAUUUAGCGUCACUGAAAAUAGUAAUAGUUUACUCAGGUAUUUUACUGCACAAAACUCAAUCGUUUUACAACAAUGUUUCUAUUUUACACUACUUUGUAUCUCAUUUCAGUCCACAUUUUCUAAACUGAACUAAUUUAAGAGCUUAUUUCUAGUUCUACAGAUCAAGAUUGUGCAUGUUUAAAAGUAAUCUGAUCAUUUUUUGAUAUGUUAAGUGCUUCCUCACCUUUUCAAUAAAUGGUUUGUCAUCA